Molecule: messenger RNA, 723 nt
Organism: Panicum hallii
Lineage: Eukaryota; Viridiplantae; Streptophyta; Magnoliopsida; Poales; Poaceae
Product: putative late blight resistance protein homolog R1B-11
Exons: 2
Coding region: 1-723 (240 amino acids)
Biological process (GO): defense response to other organism
Source: RefSeq, a predicted model, not a curated record
AUGGGUUCUGCACUUGCAAACAAACCUGAUGCUAAGAAGAUGACCAGUAUAAUAGCCCUGAGUUACUUUGAUGUUCCUCGCCAUCUGAGAACUUGUUUGUUGUACUUGAGUGCGUUCCCAGAAGAUUGUGAGAUCAACAAAAAUUGUUUGAUCAAUAGAUGGAUUGCAGAAGGGCUCAUUCAUGAGGAAGAAGGGCGAACUAAAUAUGAAAUUGGUGAGGGUUAUUUUAAUGAUCUCAUCAAUAGAAGCAUGAUCAAACCUGUUGAUGUAAAGUACGGUCAGGCAAAGGCAUGUCGAGUCCAUGACAUCAUUCUUGACUACAUCAAGUGCAAGGCUGCAGAAGAGAAUUUUGUAGCUCUGUCAGAUGCUUCAGAGCAUGUAUACACUACAGAAUACAAGACCGCGCUGGAGUUUCAAGUGGGAUCAAUGCCAAAGCUUGAGCAUGUGAAGCUCCGGAACGCUGUGCAUAAAUGGUGCCUGAAUGGUGCUUCUGAUUUGGGUAUCCAGCACCUCUCCGCUCUCAGCAAGGUUGAGGUCAAAAUUAAUGGAAACUGCAGAUACGACACCAACUACAAUCCAACAGAAGAUGAGAAUGAUGGUGCUAUCAGAUGGGUUUCAAGUGCCAUUAAUGGUGCCAUCGUGACACUUCCCAACCGUCCCACUAUCAGAUUCAAAACAAUGCAUGUUGAGGAGUGUGUGCAUUAUGAUGAGGAGUGUGUAUAG